GCUGCCAUAGCCCUGCGGGCGCAGGACAGCAGUCAGAUUGCUGCUGCCCAGCAGUUGGUCACGAAGGCUCUAUGGCUCCAUCGCGAUGCCGAGAAGGAGGACCUGGUGAUGCGAGCAAAGAUUUGGCACUCCGUCGGUGAGUGUUCCUUCGCUUUGGGCUUCUUGGCAGAGGGCGGCCGGUACACCGAUGCUUCCUGCAUGCCAGCGACAUCAGCAGAAGCCAUCGUGUUGUACAAGAAGGCGCUGAAAUGCUUCAAGGAGUCUGCGAUGCUCUUUCGGAAGACGGAGGGGCGACUGAAUCCGUUGACGGGGCAGGAGGCUCAGUAUGUUGCAUGGACGCUGCUGAAGUUGAAGCAGCCGGAGGAGGCAAAGAGUUACCUCCUAGAUUCGCUCGAGGCGCUCGCGGAGCAGCAGAGCGGCUGGGGUGAUGGCGAUGCACAGGCGCCAGCCCUCACGUCCGGCGUGCAUGCGGUGGAUCGCAUCUUAGAGGCGCAUCGAUGCUCUGACGAUCGAGCAGGCUUGGUGCGCUACUUCCCCGGUAUUCAGCGGCUGUGUGCCAACGUCGCCGGCCGCUUGCAGCCGUCGAAGGACCAGCGGCAUGCAGUCUUGUACGAGAAGCUCCUGUCAUCUAGCUCACUGGAUUCAGGGUCUAGGCUGGGCGACUUUGACCCACGUCGCCAAGAAAACGUGCAUCUAGCUCCACAGCUCCAUAUUCUCGAUGCCAGCUAG
Symbiodinium sp. CCMP2592 is the source of this 729-nucleotide messenger RNA. Lineage: Eukaryota; Dinophyceae; Suessiales; Symbiodiniaceae. The record is from the annotation of a GenBank genome assembly.